AUGACUGAAAUCGAUUCAUCUGCUUGCCAUGGCCUGUGCAAUGCCAAUAAGCUCCAUCCUUUCCCUUGUUUAUGUCAUGAACAUACUGAGUACUUGCAAUAUUUUUCUUCAAAAGGGGGAAGCUAUGGAAGCUAUGAUGACUACAAUGAAUAUAAAGAUGGAUACGGCUUUGGGUCUGAUAGAUUUGGAAGAGACCUCAAUUACUGUUUUUCAGGAAUGUCUGAUCAUAGAUAUGGAGAUGGUGGGUCUACUUUCCAGAGAACAACAGACCAUUGUGUGCACAUGAGAGGAUUACCUUACAGAGUUACUGAAAAUGAUAUUUACAAUUUUUUCUCACCGUUCAACCCUGUUCGAGAACACAUUGAAAUUGGACCUGAUGGCAGAGUGACUGGAGAAGUAGAUGUUGAAUUUGCUACUCAUGAAGAUGCUGUGGCAGCUAUGUCAAAAGACAAAGCAAAUAUGCAGCACAGAUAUGUAAAACUCUUCUUGAAUUCUACAGCAGGAGCAAGCAGUGGUGCUUAUGGUAGCCAAAUGAUGGGAGGCAUGGGCUUGUCAAACCAGUCCAGUUACGGUGGUCCAGCUAGCCAGCAGCUGAGUGGGGGGUUAUUGUAAACCUCAAAAUUUCUU
Messenger RNA from Monodelphis domestica (gray short-tailed opossum), 627 nucleotides. The record is from RefSeq and is a predicted model, not a curated record. Lineage: Eukaryota; Metazoa; Chordata; Mammalia; Didelphimorphia; Didelphidae.